This is a messenger RNA of Hippocampus zosterae (dwarf seahorse), 3930 nucleotides long. RefSeq names its product versican core protein-like. NCBI's taxonomy places the organism in Eukaryota, Metazoa, Chordata, Actinopteri, Syngnathiformes, Syngnathidae. The record is from RefSeq and is a predicted model, not a curated record. Bases 152 to 3577 code for a protein of 1141 amino acids. Gene Ontology annotation, molecular function: calcium ion binding; hyaluronic acid binding. The transcript is spliced from 16 exons. Gene Ontology annotation, biological process: cell adhesion.
UCCUGUGGCUCACUUGUGGUCUUGAAGUUCAUUAGGAGUCGCUGCGGCUCUCAGCGGACGAAGACUUGGUCAGCGUCCUCGCUCCUGACCGCAUCUACUCUACCACAUUGUGGACCAAACUGCUUGUCAACCUCCUGAAGGGUGGUUGGAAAUGGUUCUGCGCGCUUCAGUCCUGACCAUCCUGCUGCCUCUGUUGUGCGCGUCUUCUGCUUGGCCGCAAGCAGCGGCUUCCCACGCAGGAAUGGACAAGAUGGAGGACACCUGGCGGGUGGAAGGCUCAUUGGCGGACACGGCCUUGCUGCCCUGCAAAUUGCCAAUGGCGCUGUCUGCGCCCGCCGCCGAUGAGCAGCUGAGGGUAAAGUGGACUCGCGUCGAGGCCGGCACAGAGAAGGUGGUACUGGUGGCCCAAGGCGGCGCCGUCAAGGUGGGCCAGGACUUCAUGGGCCGCGUGUCGUUGCCCAGUGAUGCGCCUGAGAUGGGCGAGGCAGCACUCGCCGUCACUGGGCUGCGGGCGAGUGACGCCGGACGCUACAAAUGCGAGGUCACGCAAGGGAUGGAGGACAGACGCAGCAGCGCCAUCCUCAGCGUCAGAGGUGUGGUGUUCCAUUACCGGGCCAACACCAGCCGCUAUUCCUUGGACUUCUCGGCCGCAGCGGAAGCUUGUCUCUCGGUGGACGCCGCCAUCGCCACGCCGGAGCAGCUGACGGCCGCCUUCCACGACGGGCUGGACCACUGCGAUGCGGGCUGGCUCGCCGACCGCAGUGUCAGAUAUCCAAUCACACAACCUCGUCCGGGCUGCGAAGGCGAUUUGAAGAGUCGACCCGGCGUGAGGACGUACGGCGUCCAAUUAGCCACUGAGAAAUAUGACGUCUUUUGCUACGUUGAGAAGCUAGACGGGGAAGUCUUCUACCCGCCGUCCAUCAGCGGCAAGCUAACCCUGCAGGAGGCGGCGGCCGAGUGUCGGAAACACGACGCGGUGCUGGCGUCGCCCGGGCAAUUGUUCGCCGCUUGGGCGGCGGGGCUGAACCAAUGCGACUUCGGCUGGCUGUCGGACGGCAGCGUCCGCUACCCCAUCAAUACCCCCUUGCCGCAGUGCGGCGGAGGCCAGCUGGGGGUCCGCACGCUCUACAAGUACGAGAACCAGACGGGGUACCCGGACCCAGAGGACAGGCACGGAGGGUACUGCUUCAAAGUCAAGCUUCCAGAAGCGACGCUAACGAGUCCAACCAGCACCGGAGUGGUACUGCAACCCAGCGCUACUAACGCUCAGCACACUUCACCCGCAUCCCACCCAGUGACAUCCGAGCUUCAAACCAAUCCCGUCACUCCUCCAGCGUCGCACGAUGAUGAUGUCAUCACAGAGAAGCAUCCGACACAGCUGGAGUCGUCGUUUUUCACCACCGCGUCGGCCCUCCACACUACACACGGGAUAUCGGGCGGCGGCGAGUCUGACAGCAGCGACGAAGACUCGCCGAGCGGCGCCGACCCAGAAGCAAAAGGCGUCACUCCAGCGCCGCUUUUCCCCGACGGGAGCGUCACACAUAAAACAGCCUUGGUUUUUAAAGAGGAAGCUUCGCCCGGGAGCUUCAGUGUCGACCAAUCGGUGGCUCUACCCGCCGGCGAGGGCGGGUCCACGGCCAGGCCGCCGCUCCACGUCAUCAUCGUCAACGUGCAUGACAAAAAUCAAUCAGUCGAUCGCAUCCUUCAGCUCCUCAACUCGCCCGCGGGCGAUGCUGUCGUCUUCCCGCAAAUCACCGACCUCACUCAGUCGAUCGGCGAGCUAGUCCACGGCAGCGGGGACCCCGAUGCCGCAGAAGCGCCGUUGCAGGCCAUCAGCUUCAUCAACGGGAAACACAAAGUGACGUUGGACGCGCGGCCGCCGGAGGAGGCGCGAGGGGAUCAGUUUGAGACCGCCGCCCCCAUUCGGGUGUCGGAGGAAGAGGCAAGCGUGAUGCCGUUUGACUACGACGCCUUUGGGGAGGAGCCCGCUGGGGGUCCAGUGACGGACGGUCGCCAUCGAGACUUUCUUUCUUACUUCUCAACGCCAGCAUCACCGACAAGGACCCCCAGCCCCUCCCCCUCGUCCAGGGACACCACCAGGGAAGACAACGGCCUUGCCGGCACCCUCGACGCGUCGCCCGUCAGUACCAACGAGAUGGAACUCGGAGGCUCCGAGGGUCCCUCGUUCGCCUCGGAAACUGAGACACGGGAAGCCAAUGUCCCCACAAAGGAUGACGAGGGGUCCACAUCCGGCCGAGACCACGGCGAGAUGGAGGAGGAGCCAGCCGCGCUGGCACCCAUGCCCCCCGCCCCUGGCGGCUUGAGUGGCGAGCAGCUGUCAGGAAACGGGGAGGCUCAGCCGAACCCUCAGCCCGCCAACCUGCACCAAGAGGAGUCCACGCCAUCCUUUACGGCCCAACAAAAACUCUCCACCGUCACUCCACCCUCGCACACCGUCAGUAACCACGCCGUCCCCCAGUGGGCGCUGAGCCUUGACUCGGCCGCCAACCCAACCCUGCCGGAAGACUUCCUGGACCACGACAGCAAGAUGACUCCCCAGCUGGUGGAGUCGCAGCUCCCCUGGCCCGAAGAGACCAUGGACCAGCCUGACCUGCUGGAGGCCACUUUUAUCAAUGUCACAGACAUCCAGCCGUGCUCUGUGAACGUCUGUCAAAAUGGCGGCUCCUGCUACCGGAGAGGCUCAGAGAGGGUGUGCGCGUGUGCACCGGGAUACACCGGGGGGCGCUGUCAAACAGACGUUGACGAGUGCCAGUCCAACCCAUGUCUCAACGGCGCCACCUGCCUGGACGCAGUCAACGGCUUCUCCUGCCUGUGCCUGCCAAGCUAUACCGGAAAGCUGUGCGAACAAGACACGGCGUCGUGCAGCUCAGGCUGGCACAAGUUCCACUCUCACUGCUACAAACAUUUCCCCCAACGUCGCACUUGGGACGCGGCCGAGCGGGAGUGCCGCCUUCAUGGCGCUCACCUGGCAAGCAUCCUGUCACUGGAAGAGCAACUCUUCGUCAAUCGUUUGGUCGACGACUACCAGUGGAUCGGCCUCAACGACAAAAUGUUUGAGGGAGACUUCCGCUGGAGCGACCACAAUCCGAUGCAAUACGAGCACUGGCGUCCCUACCAGCCCGACAGUUUCUUUGAGAGGGGCGAAGACUGCGUAGUCCUCAUCUGGCACGCCGGCGGCCAGUGGAACGACGUCCCGUGCAAUUACCACCUGGGCUUCACCUGCAAGAAAGGCACAGUGUCAUGCGGGCCGCCACCAGCCGUGAGGGACGCCCGCGUGUUCGGCGCCCCGCGCUCCCGCUACGAGGUCAACGCCUUGACGCGCUACCACUGCAAGGCGGGCUUCAUCCAGAAGCAGACGCCCACCAUCCGCUGCCGUCCCGAUGGGCGAUGGGACGUCCCCAAAGUCAUCUGCAUCAGCCCGGCCACCUAUCGCUUGCAACUUUCGGCCGUCACCCACCGCCACGUCCACCACGCAACCAGUCACCAUGGCGAUCGGCGGCAGAACUACGACGGCCAGCAGAGCUUCUUGAACCCUCUGCUGGAUCUGGAACGAUGACUUUUCACACAUGGCUCCUUUGAGAGGCUCGCUCCAGUGCACUUCGGGAUGGCGCCUUUUGCGACUUUGAUUUUGACUCCCAGGAAUCCUGCGAGGCGCGAGACGAGCCACCCGAGGCCCCACGUCAACCAAUCAGCCGCCGCCGAGGAGACAGCCCACUCACGCGCCUGCUGUGUAAAUUUCAUUUGAAAGUUGCCGACAAUGUUUUGUUUUGUGAUAUAAAGGAUAUGAAGCCAUCCAAAUUUAACUUAUUAUGACUGUGACAUGUGAAUAAUGAUGCAAGAUGUUAACCUUUCACUGAGAUGCAUGGCUAGAAAUCUGCAAGUGCGACGUCAAUAAAGUUAUAACAUGAA